CACAGUUGGACAGGUCAACGGGCAGAGGUUGCAAUUUAUUGACUACUGGCAUAUUAGCUCAUUCUAUUUAAACUAAAAAGUUGCCUGGCGGUCGCAUUAGUGUGUCACCAUACUAGUACACUUGCGCCUCAAAUAUUUCACUCUGCACACAACGUGAACUUUAACAUUUUUACGUUUUUGGCGCCCCCUUGUUUAGUGCCCACGGGACACGAAAUCAAUUUCGUGGGGGAGAACGUGGUUUGUUUGAAAUAGCCCAUGUGCUUUAUUUUUGUUAUUUCUCUAUAGAUAGAUAGAUAGAUAGAUAGAUGUGCAUAUUUUACAUGGCUAGCCCCACAAAUAUUGAGGGAUAUACCCUGUGUAUUAUUUCCAGGAGGGGCCACAGCUAGAGUCCUAGAGUAUUUAAUGCUCACUUUAAGCUACGCAGACCCAAUUAGGGCCUGCGCUCUACUAGACAACUCCUGGCAACAUCCAAACGGCACACACAGUGUGCCAUCUCCUCAAUUUCCCUCACAUGGCUUGGGUUAACCCCGGGCUAUGGUAACAUUCACUCGCCCAUGUUGAAUUGCUGUCAAGAGGAAUUGAACCCUGGUCUUCGCACAGAGUACGAGAGCUAUAUAACCACUAAUCUAUGGCGCCACAAUCUAUAAUCUUUGUUUCUCCUUAGUGCUUUAGUUAAGUAUAUUAAUCUAUGGGUGUGAAAGGUCAUGAAGAAGUUAAGUUAAGACCGAUUCAUUUCACUGUGGCUGGUGCAACCUCUGGUGUUAUUGCCCGUGUUGUUGGACAGCCCUUAGAUGUACUGAAAAUUCGAUUCCAGCUUCAAACUCUCCAGGAUGGAAAGCUACCUUAUGUUGGCAUAUAUAAAUCAGCCAAGACAAUAGUUAAACAAGAAGGAUUAUCUGCCUUGUGGAAAGGACAUGUCCCUGCACAAAUCUUAUCAGUUCUCUUUGGAGCAAUUCAGUUUACAACAUAUGAAACUUCAUAUACAUAUAUCAAUAAAAUAUUUCCACAAUGUGCACAUAACAACCGACUUAAAACAGGCAUAGAAUUUGUCUGCGGAGGAAUGGCUGGUAUUGGGUCCACUCUGGCUUGUCAACCUGUUGACGUUUUGAGAACAAGACUCGUGGCACAGAAGAAAUCAACGGUAUACCGAGGAUUAUUUCAUGCUAUCACUUCGAUGUUUAAAGAAAACGGCAUACGAACUUUUUACAAAGGUAUUGUUCCAACGCUGUGCAUGAUAUUUCCAAACACUGGACUUCAUUUUGCUUUUUAUGGUACCUUCAAGCGGGCAUGGAUUUUUUUCUCUGUGAAUGACACCGAGAACAAGAGGUUGAUGCGUCUCACAUGUGGAGGAUUGAGUGGAUUAUGUAGCAAACUAAUGUUGCUACCGUUGGACGUUGUAAAGAAACGGUUGCAGGUUCAAGGUUUAACUGGAUAUGCUGAAUAUAGCGGUAUGGUGCACUGUUUUCGUACAGUUGUUCAGUUAGAAGGGAUAGUUGCUUUAUAUCGAGGGGCAUCACCAUCAGUGUGGAAGGCAACGAUUGUGAGUGGAGUGACAUUUUUCACUUACGAGCAAACAUGUGAUAUUAUACGCUGGUACGAAAUUAAAAAGAAAUCCUUCUCAUGAUGCUUCCAGCAAGUAUUUGCGCGACGAAAGUUAACAAGGAAAACAAGGAAAUCUUUACGCUCUACAUAAACCCUGAAAUUUCUGGCAAAACAAAAAAUUUUCACCUAUUAACUUCCCCUCUUGAAAUAUUGGCCCUGUAAAAUUUAAUUCAUGCCGGAUUUUUUUUAUUGUAAUCUUUUAUUUCUUAUUUUAUUUCUGCGCGCUCUGUAAGGGGAAAUUGUUUGAUUUUCAAAUCCUAUUCGUCCAGCAUUUCUUGAACUCUUGAUAAAACAUUAUCUUAAAUUUAUUUUUCAAAAUCAGCCCCUUUGUUUUUAACACUUAGUCCUUAAAAUCUUUAUCUUUAAUAUAAAAAAAGUUUGUUUAUUUUACUUUCAAUUUUUUACAAUGUUUUUUUUACAAACUUUUUUAGUUUGCAAGACAUGUUUCGUCUUGAACGUCAAGACAUCUUCAG
Molecule: messenger RNA, 2075 nt
Organism: Hydractinia symbiolongicarpus
Lineage: Eukaryota; Metazoa; Cnidaria; Hydrozoa; Anthoathecata; Hydractiniidae
Product: mitochondrial thiamine pyrophosphate carrier-like
Exons: 9
Coding region: 689-1624 (311 amino acids)
Biological process (GO): thiamine pyrophosphate transmembrane transport
Cellular component (GO): mitochondrial inner membrane
Molecular function (GO): thiamine transmembrane transporter activity
Source: RefSeq, a predicted model, not a curated record